This is a messenger RNA of Naegleria gruberi, 834 nucleotides long. RefSeq lists its product as uncharacterized. Lineage: Eukaryota; Heterolobosea; Eutetramitea; Acrasida; Naegleriidae. Bases 1 to 834 code for a protein of 277 amino acids. The transcript has a single exon. The record is from RefSeq and is a predicted model, not a curated record.
AUGGAAAAGGUUGUAAAAUUCUUCAGAGAUAUUGAUGAUUGUUUUCGGAAGAAAAAGAGAACACGAAGUGUUUUCUAUCGAUGCUCGUAUGACACUGCAAUUAUUGUAAAGCAAUUGUUUAGUAAGAAUCAAGAAUUGUUCAAGAGUAUAAUGAAGAAGACGAGAGGAGAGGUUUUGUAUUUAUCAUCAUUGGAUAAGGAAAUAGAAGUUUUGGAGGUGGCAGUUGAAUGUUCUAUUAGAAAGUUAGCCAUUCUUGGAUUUGGGGAUGAUGUACUAAGGGAUAAUGGGGAUUUUGUAAAGAAAUGUGUUAAAUUGAAUGGAUUAAACUUGAGAGAUGCUUCACAUAGAUUACAGAGUGAUUAUAAAAUAGCCUUGGCAGCUGUCAAACAAAACGGAAAAUCCCUCAAAUACGUCAAUUCAAGCAUUCUAACUAAGGAUCUCGUAAAAACAGCCCUUAUACAAAAUCCAAAGAGCAUUGUAUUUGUGAGGAAUUAUGUAUACAACAACAUGAGAGAUGACUUUGGAAUUGUAAACCUUAUUCAAAGAUUUUUAACUGCUCAACAUGUUUGCAGAACAAGGAGUUGGAGUAGAAGUUUUAUGUAUGAAAGAAUAUUUGCUGGGAGAAUGGUUUUCAGAAGGAAAUAUUCAAUUUCAUAUGAGGAAACGAAUAAGCAAGAGAUUAAACUUUGGGGUGAACCGGUUUCGAAUAUCAACGGACUACUUUCUUUCAUUGAAAAAUACGAAAACUUUAUGAAUCCAAAGCCAAGAGUGGUCUGUGAAGAAACUGAAGUAGAAUAUGAUGAAUUGGGUGAAUUGAACUUGUUUUGUGAGUGA